Messenger RNA from Caenorhabditis auriculariae, 825 nucleotides. The record is from the annotation of a GenBank genome assembly. NCBI's taxonomy places the organism in Eukaryota, Metazoa, Nematoda, Chromadorea, Rhabditida, Rhabditidae.
AUGAGCAACCGAAGCAGAAGGCAAGGGUCAUCUUACCUCAGAUCGGACCCACGCCGAAGAUGUGGGCGUGGCGUUUGACCUCUUCUCUUUGACCUAGGCUCCACAGGACGCCAUGCCGGUACGCAAAAACAAAAAAGACUCGCUAGAUGGACUCCUUGGUUGGGAAACUAUCAAAACUUAGAAAAAAAAAAUAAUCUUAAAAAAAUAAAUUUAAAGAAAAACAGAACCUAGUGAUACAACAGAGUGAUAUGAAAUAGUCGUUGUUUAGGUUAUGGAUCAUUUUUCCAGUUUACGGAUCGAAUUUGUACCCUUUACAGCGAUUUUUGUAAGAGACAGGUGCCUGUCAAGAAUUCCAAAUACUUUAAAAAGUUUGCUAGUGCAGUCCAGGCUUGUGCGAGGGCCGGCCCGUCACCCUCCCGGCCUCCCGACCAUUUCGUAAGCCCGGCCCGGCCUUAAAGGGGCCUCAAGAAAAAAAUGGCUAGCCCGGCACGAAGCGCGCAAUUUUUUUCUUGUCGAAUAUCAAGUUUUUUUACGACAAAAAAAUUAUGUUUUUUUGCUCAUUUUUUUCAAUUAAAGUUUAACAAAAAAACUAUGAUUUCAAAAGUAAAAAGUCAUAUUUAAGUGAAAAUUUUUCAAAUGAAAUUUUAAAUUUUUUUUUUUGAAGCCCGGUCCGGCCCGGCCCGAGCCCACGCGGGCUUUUUCCUGGAAAUAAGGUCCAAAGCCCGGGCCAGGCCGCACGGCCUGACGCACAAGCCUGGUGUAGUCGAUGUGCCACAAGUUGAAAUUUCAUGGAACGACACCCCGCUGUUUCGAUUUGUGCGGUAG